Sarcophilus harrisii (Tasmanian devil) is the source of this 4252-nucleotide messenger RNA. RefSeq names its product serine protease 53 (gene PRSS53). Gene Ontology annotation, biological process: proteolysis. The record is from RefSeq and is a predicted model, not a curated record. The transcript is spliced from 11 exons. Gene Ontology annotation, molecular function: serine-type endopeptidase activity. Bases 2379 to 4007 code for a protein of 542 amino acids. NCBI's taxonomy places the organism in Eukaryota, Metazoa, Chordata, Mammalia, Dasyuromorphia, Dasyuridae.
GGAGAUUUCUUGUCCUGCCUUGGCGAAGAAGAGAUUCUCUACCCCAAACAGGAAAGGUCGUUGGGAAUAUAUUCCAUCCCUUUGUCCUCACCAAAUAGCUCUGUGAACCAUAGAAGGGAUGGUCCCAACUAUUUGGUAGGAAAUAUCGUUUUUACUAUGAAUUUGAAUUGCAGUUAGUAACAACAUAAUUUUGCCGUUUUAUUCUUUGAUCCUCCAUCAAAUUGUCUGAUUAAGACUGGGAAGAGACAUGGAUUGAGAGAGAAAUUGUAGCAUUUGAACUGAGGUUACGAUGUGGAAUGGGAAUAAGGACCCAAUUGGAAUUUUGGUAGAAGCACCAGAACUGGGAGAAUGGAUAAGGUCCUUAUGUUUUGGAUGCUGUAAUCGGUUGCCCUAGGAUCAGGUGUCUUUUUUUUUUUUUUUUUUUUUUAACAGUUGGGACCAAUAGAUUUUGCCAGGCUAGAUUUGGAAAUGUGAGGCAAACUGUUGGGGCAUUGGUUAACUGGACUAUGAAGAACAAAGGAGACCCAAAGAAACAAAACGGAAGAAAAGAAAUAGAUUUGAAGAGAGUGAAAAUAAAAAAGGAAAAAAGCUAGAAGACAUGCAAAUAAGAUCAAGGAUUAGGCUAUUGGACCAGUCUUUAGCAGAAUGAGAAGGGAAGGGAAUAAGCAUUUAUUAAAUACCUAGUAUGAGGUAGGGAUGUAAUUACCUUAAUUGACCCUCAACUUUUGGAGAAACUGAGGCAGAUGGGUUAAGUGACUCAUCCAGAGUGACAUAUUGUCUGAGGCUGAAUUUGAACUUUAGGUCUUCCUGAUUCCACAUUUACGAUCUUAGCUAGUGUACCACCUAGUUGUGCUGGCAGAUCUGAGCUUUAUCCCUUGUAAACAAAAUCUAAUCCAAAAACCAGAAAGAGGCAGAGGAAGUAUUGAAGCAGCCUGGUGAGGAGGGAAUAUUGUUGGGUAUGAAUGUUGAAUUAAAAUAUGGUAGAGAAGAGGCAGUGGAGAAUACGGCCAUUUGAUCGGCAAGUAGUUAAAAAUUUUAAUUGUCGUCUUUCUACUCCAGAACCACACCAAAAGGGGAUGGAGAUCUCCUGAUGUUAUAAGAGCACCCUGGUGUUAGGGUAUCAGGCUAAAAUAAUGAGACAAGCCAUCCCAACAAUAUUCUGGUGAAGGUUCUCUGAGAAGGAAAUGUUGCCUUCUUAAUUAACAACCCCCAGGGUCAAGUUAGUUUGUCCUAACCUGGGAUUAUGUCAGGGUGGAGGAAUUCAUUUGGUGAGUGAAGCAGAAUGGGGGUGGGACUUUGGAGGUGGGGCUCCCCAAAGAAAAGGAGACUUGGUGGCCUUCCUGAAAGCAUCAGAGCAGAGCUGGGAAUAGUAUGAAGUGGAGCUGGAGACGAGGACUACUGAUAUUAGAAGCAUUGGUUCUUUCAAGGGGUGAGAUCAAGAGGGAAAGGACCUCACCUGCUCAGGGGAAGGAGACUGGGCUGUGGUGUGUGAAUAGCUGGGGUAUUAUAGAACUUCUCUAGCCAAGCAGCUCCUACAGUUUAUAGGACCCUUAAGGGGUAUGGUGUUGGGCUUUCUGGAGAGGGUAACCAUAAACUUAGGCUGCUUUUGAAUUCAUUGUGUGAAUGACUAUACAAUUAUACCUGUCACUCAAUAAUUGUAUAACUAUAUAUGUGCCUGUGACCAUCUGUGUGAAUCCAUGUCUAUGCUACUGUUAAUUCUUUGAGAAAAUUUGACUUCACUGCUAUGUUACUCUAGAUUUUGUGAUCUUCAUACUUCACUUUGCUCUUUCUCUGUGACCAAUUAUCUAUUUGUCUGUGUGUGUAUUAAGGUGUGGAUAUAGGUUUUUGAAAUGCCUAACUGGGGAUGUCUCCUAGACAAACUAGAGACAUGGGAGGUGGAAUCUCUGGGUUCCUUCUUUCUCCAUGUAAAUAUGACCAGAAUUGCCUUUUUUCCAUCCUUCAGAGUGUGGGGCAAUUAGGCUAAUGACCCCCCCAUCCUUUCCAAAACUCAACUUUGACUUACCUAUUAGGAGACAGACUAGGGUGCAGGAUGCCUGAGGUCUAUGAGUAAAAUGAGAGAUGGGAAACCAGAUAUUUAGGUUCAGAGGGCUACCUAAACCCCAGAGAUGAGCCUAAGGUCCUCUCCUUGCCCCUUGGAUUGCUGAGGGAGGGAGGAGAAAUAAUUAUCUCAGUGUUGCUUGACGCUCUGAAUCGGUUCCAGUAAAAGCUGCUUCUGGACCUCAUAAAUAUUUUCUUUCUGGGAGGUGGUGGUGAUGGAGUCAGGUAGUCUCUGAGGAGGAGGAGCUAAGGGGCCUCUAUCCCUCACUCCAGUUCCUUUCUCAACCUCAAGCCACCAUUUUUUUGGAUAACAGAACAGAAUGACCAGUAUCUCUUAUCUUUUUUCAGGACUUCAUGCAGCUGAACAAGACUGUGGUCAACGUGGUCCUGGCCCUCCCAAGCCUCAGGAAGCUAAUACCACACCAGGAGAAUGGCCAUGGCAGGCAAGUGUAAGGCGGCAGGGAAUCCACAUCUGCAGUGGCUCUCUAGUUUCAGAUACUUGGGUUCUCACAGCUGCCCAUUGUUUUGACAGGACCUCUGUGACGGAUCCGAGUUCCUGGACAGUAGUACUGGGCUCUCUGCAGCAAAAGGGACUUAGCUUAGGGGCAAAAGAAGUAGGCGUGGUUUCUAUCCAUGUCCCUCAGACAUAUAACCACUAUACUGAGGGCUCUGACAUGGCCCUCCUUCAGCUGACUCAAAGCUUGCCUCAGUCUCCCAUCUGCCUGCCCCAGUCUGGCCACCGCUUUCCUUUUGGAGCUUCAUGUUGGGCCACUGGAUGGGGCCAAGGCACGGAUUGGGCUCCUGGAAUCCUCAGGAACUUGCACCUGCGCCUCAUCAGCCGCCCUACCUGUAACUGCCUUUAUAAUCGGUUGCAUUUGCGGCAGCUUUCCAGUCCAGCUCGGCAUGGGAUGCUGUGUGCUGGGAUCCAGCCUGGAGCUCAAGGUCCCUGCCAGGGCGAUUCUGGGGGGCCAGUGCUAUGUGAAGAGCCAGAUGGGCACUGGGUUCAGGUUGGAAUCAUCAGCUUUUCCUCAAACUGUGCCCAAGAGGACACCCCAGUGCUGCUGACUGACCUGGCCACCUAUGCACCGUGGCUACAAGCUCAGGCUUUUGGUGCCAUCUUUCUCCACCAGAACUCUGAGGUCUUGGAGAGCAGUGAUGAGGACAGCUGUAUCUCCUGUGGUUCACUGAAGGAGAAAGAGCCCCAUCCAGGUGCUCCUUCUCCAUGGCCCUGGGAUGUACAACUGAGGCACCUUGGGCAGUUUGUAUGUGGAGGAGCCCUAGUGUCUGAAGAAGUGGUACUGACAGCUGCUCAUUGUUUUAUUGGGCGCCAGACCUUGGAGGAGUGGAGCAUAGGGUUGGGCAGGGGUAAGGAGCAGCGUGGGCUUCGCCAACUCACCCUUCAUGGUGCUUACACACACCCAGAGAGUGGUCAUGAUAUUGCACUGCUGCUCUUGUCCCAACCUGUCAUCUUGGGUCCCAGUCUUCGGCCCCUCUGCCUGCCUUAUGCCUCCUACCGUCUACUUGAAGGGGCCCGGGGUUGGGCACAGGGGAGAGCCCACAAAGAAACAGAUCUUGGCUCCUCCAUGGCAGUUCCUGUGACUCUCCUUGGCCCCAAAGCCUGCAGCAGACUCCAUGCUGCUCCCGGGGGAGAGGGUGUCCCUAUUCUCCCAGGGAUGCUCUGUGGCAGUGCUGUGGGAGAACUUCUCCAGUGUGAGGGCUUGUCAGGGUCACCAUUGGUGCAGGAUGUGAUGGGCACAUGGUUCCUGGCAGGGCUGCAGAGUUUCAGCGACGCCUGUCGGGGCCCAGUCCAUCCUGGGGUCUUUACUGCACUUCCCAACUAUGAAGACUGGAUUAGCAGCCUUAAAUGGCAGGUCUAUUUUGCUGAAAAACCUGAACCUGAGGGAGAGAACUGCCCGGCUAAUCUAAGAGGUGGUCUUUCUAGCUGGUGACUGAGCUUCUCUAAGAUGUCAUCAUCAUCCAGGGACAGUCCAAAGGGAUAAAAGGACUUGACACAUAAUGGCCUUUGAGAGAUCAGGCCAUUUGCUCCCUCUUCACAAGGACAGGCCUUUUGGAAAGACCAUCAUCUUGUAAGCCUGGCUCCAUAAGAAUACAGGAACCCAGCUGAACUUGGGAAGAAAUAUGAGCACUGCAGAGGCAGGAAGAGGCAGAAGACAGAACACCACCAUUAAGACAC